Messenger RNA from Pelobates fuscus (common spadefoot toad), 2898 nucleotides. It is a transcript of the gene MPV17L2, whose product is annotated as MPV17 mitochondrial inner membrane protein like 2. Gene Ontology annotation, cellular component: mitochondrion; membrane; cytoplasm. The transcript has 7 exons. NCBI's taxonomy places the organism in Eukaryota, Metazoa, Chordata, Amphibia, Anura, Pelobatidae. Gene Ontology annotation, biological process: mitochondrial ribosome assembly; cellular response to reactive oxygen species. Bases 244 to 903 code for a protein of 219 amino acids. The record is from RefSeq and is a predicted model, not a curated record.
UCAAUGCGGAAGCAGGGAUUUUGACUUACUGGCCCAUGUGAGCUGUGUCUGUUUCCAGCAGUCAAUCAGUGAACGCCACAGCAAGGAGUAACACUAGAGUUCUACGAAGACAUGCUGCUAUGUCAGUGCAAAGCCAGUGGUGAUUUCAAUGGUGAAAUACUCAUGUAUGACUGGCAGAUAACAUAAAACUAAGGUGGUGCAGCAGGUUUUCUUGGUUGGAGUUUUUUUUUCUUUUGAGACAUUAUGUUGCCACAGGGUAGAUUGCUGUUGGCUCGUUUUUCUGGCUAUUGGAAGCCUCUGUUUAAAGGUCGUUUCUUAAUAGUCACAAACACUGUAAGCUGUGGGAUCUUGCUGGGCAUUGGAGACACUAUUCAACAGACUCGGGAGCGGAGGAAAGAUUCAGAGAAAAGGAGAGACUGGCUCAGAACAUUCAGAAUGUUUGCGAUUGGCUGCUCAAUGGGACCUGCAAUGCACUUUUGGUAUGGCUGGCUGGAUCGGUCAUUCCCUGGGCAAGGGAUCAGAGUAGUGGUGAAGAAAGUAUUAAUUGACCAGUUAGUGGCCUCGCCAACACUUGGAAUUUGGUACUUCCUUGGAAUGGGCUCCAUGGAAGGACAGAGUCUGGAACAAAGUUGGAAAGAAUUUCGGAACAAGUUUUGGGAGUUUUACAAGGCAGACUGGACUGUGUGGCCUGCAGCUCAAAUGGUGAACUUCUACUUUUUGCCUCCAAAGUACCGUGUAAUUUACAUUAAUGUGAUCACUGUGGGAUGGGAUACUUACCUAUCGUAUCUCAAACAUAGGACGGCAGAAACCAUGGAAAGCCUGGUUAUCGACCCAAAAUUGCCAAGCACUCCUGAGCAACUCAUUAGUGCACCUCUGCCAAAGACACUGGAUGAAAGUGUUUGAUGGCAAAAGCAAAAUAUUUUAUACAUGAGCCUAGUGAAUUCAAAUUGACCACUGGAACCCAUAAUGUCCUUGGUAGACUUUUUGUCCGAUAAGGGGCUCACCAACAUGAUUCAUUAAGAUUAAUAAUUAGUCAAUAAUUACUUUAUUAAAUGAGAAAGUAAGACUUAGUGUGAUAGUAGCUGUAGCUAUCAAAUCUUUAAAUCUCAAUCCACCAAACUUGCCAGUCUUCAAGAGAUACUGUUAUAACUGUGCUGUUGUAUGCAAGGUUUGGUGACACAAAGUUGCCUUGGACUAUACAUAAGUUAAAAAAAUAUAUAUAUAUUUUUUGCUAAGGAUAUUUUUUUUUUUGUCUCACAAGUAUGCUGGUUGAAGAUGUAUCAUUCUAAGUGAAAGCAAAUUAACCUGAAGUCUCUCCGUAUGCUGUUCUACUGUACAGUAGCACUAAAACGAUGAUCCAAACACUGAAUGAUUCUUAUAUUUCUGUAUAUUUUAUCCUUUCCCCCCCCCUCCCCCCUCCCCCUGCCCCUUGCUGGAACCUCGUCUUUCAGAUUAAUGAUUAAUCAUUGCAGUUUUUCCAUAUCUGGACUAAUGGAAUCUAACCUUCCUAAAAAGUAGGAUAUGGUGUCCCUCAUCUUCUACGUCUGCAAAUACUACAGGACUGAAUUAUUAGAUAACAUCUCUAUCAUGGAGACAAAAAAAAUGCAACAUUUACUGGACUUCAGUGAGUGAGAGGUUAUUUUCCAUUUCAAGCAUGAUAUCUGGAAAGACAUCACUGGAGAACAACAAAGCACGGCCAAGCAGGCAUAGUAAUCCUGUGGUUAAAGAAUAUGAAUCCCAUAUACAUUUAGAAGAUGGAAAACCUCUCCAUACUGGUGGAAUCCCUGAGUCUGUAUUGAAUUCAGAACUAUUUGCGCACUUUCAUGACUUGUUUACUGCUAUGUUGCUAUAUGCGACUACUCAGGACAUGCUUGUCAAAAGAACACAACUCAGAAAAAACCCAAACCGCUCCACCACAUGGGGAUACACGGAAUGCUUUUAUUCUAUAUUAACUAGGCUGUUACUGUAAUUAUUACUGCUAAUUCUAACGCACCAAUGUGCACAUGAUCUGUGAUCUAGCCUUCAAAGUUUUUAUACAGAGUGCUUGGCCAGAUAGCCCAUGAGCUUGCGAUCUAAAGGUUAAAAUGAAAGUUGAGACGAGAUUGCAGGAUGAAUAUUGUGGUGAUGGUUAGAGAGAAUUAAAGAAUAAGCAGCCACUGAUAAUAUGGAAAGGGAAUGAGGAGGUAAUGGAGUGAGAUCUUUCUGUUGACGGUUUGGUAAAUAGAGCACACCUCUGAAUGUUUGCUGAAUGAGAUGAACAUGAAGUUAAACAAUACUAGUACAUUUCUCUUUUACCUGAGAAAUCAUCAACUGAAAGAUCUGCUAAAUUAAGCAUAGAAUAACAGUAUUUCCUUAGUUUUAUUAUUUAUUUUUGUUCCAAAGACAAUGAUGGAAUUAAUGGUAAUUUAAAAAAGAUAAUUAAUCAUAUAUUCAAAUAUAAUGUCUAAUUCUAUAUUUGUAAUUAUUACUGCCAAACUAUGACAAUAUUUUUUAAGUCUGUUUCUUUGUAUUUUAUGUGAGAAUAGUAAUGUACACUGUUAAGGAGUUACUAUGUACAAAGGUUUACGUGAAGAUCCGCAUUCAUAGGUUUAUUUACUAAAGCGAGCACUGCUGUCAGGAAUUCAAAGGGAAUUUCACAUUUUUGGCAAAAAUAUAGCAAUUAGGGGGAAAAAAAUCUCCAAAUCUAUUCUGGUUUCAAUUAGGCUAUUUGGGCUGUAAAUGUGAAUCUAACUGUGAAGUUAGUGUGAAUACCCAGCAAACCUAAUAACCUAAAUAACCUUUUUUUAGUGUGAAUCUCCACCAUAACUUUUCUAACAGCGUAGGCUGGUCUUUAGUGAAUAAUCCUGUGUUUGUAUGAAAUUGUAUGAUCCCAUACAAAGUGAUUGUCUGCCUUUUGUG